This is a messenger RNA of Hemisphaericaspora subhashii, 2982 nucleotides long. RefSeq names its product chitin synthase I (gene CHS2). NCBI's taxonomy places the organism in Eukaryota, Fungi, Ascomycota, Pichiomycetes, Serinales, Debaryomycetaceae. Gene Ontology annotation, cellular component: cell septum; cell periphery. The transcript has a single exon. The coding region runs from base 1 to 2982 and encodes 993 amino acids. Gene Ontology annotation, molecular function: chitin synthase activity. The record is from RefSeq and is a predicted model, not a curated record.
AUGAGUUCAUACGGAGGAGGUGGAAACCACCCUUAUGGUUAUAAUCCAAAUGCUACUAAUCGACAAAGACAAUCAGAUGACGACUCUUCAUAUUUUGCUUUCCAUGACAAUAACAGAAGCACUACUAGAUUAGCAGCAGAUAGCAAUUAUGGUAGGAGUAACACUAGAUUAGCAGAAGAUACUAAUUAUGAUCCUGCUCAUAGAACAACAUCUGGAAAUUCAACUAAUUUUUUACAACCUGAAAGAACUUAUAAUAGACUGGACCAUUCCAUAAUUGACGAUUAUUACAGUCGUCCUAUAUUUGAUACAAAUCAACAACAAGACCCAAGAUAUCAAUCUCAUCCUCAAGACAAUCCUUUUGAUCAAAGUUAUGAGAUGCAAUACGCUAAUGCUGGUCCUAAUUAUAACCAAAGUUUUGUCCCUAAUGUAUAUGAUGAUAAUGAAGAACGUGAAUUCGAUGAACGAAUUCAAUAUGAUAAAUUUAAAGGUGAUCAUUAUGAUUUAGCUGCUGUCAGUUAUGAUGAUGAAGCUACAAUUCCUCUGUCAGGUACAGUACAAGAAGAACAAAAAGAAUUAGACGAAGAACAAGGACCAUUUGAAGAAGGCGUUGCACCCUAUGUCCCACCACCUGCAGCAGUUGAAGUACGUGAGAAAAAACCAAUUAGAGCAAGUGGUAUAAAUGGUCAUUUAGUCUUAGAUUGUCCAGUAGCAAGUGAAUUAUUAUCUAAAUUCCCUGAUUAUCGUUAUGGUCAAAAAGAUGGAGGUUUAUCUCGUGAAUUUGCAUUUAUGAGAUAUACUGCUGUCACUUGUGGUCCUUCAAAUUUCUAUCGUGAUGCUUAUAUUUUAAGACCAGUUCAUUAUCCUGUUCCUAGACAAACCGAAUUAAUGAUUGUUAUUACUAUGUAUAAUGAAGAUGAUAUUUUAUUAGGUCGUACAUUAAAAGGGGUGUUCAAAAAUAUUAAACAUCUUGAAUCAAAAUCAAAAUCUUCAGUUUGGGGUAAAGAUUCUUGGAAAAAAAUCGUCGUUUGUAUCGUUAGUGAUGGUCGUACCAAAAUUAAUGAAAGAGCUCAAGCACUUUUAGCUGGUUUAGGUGUUUAUCAAGAAGGUUUAGCCAAGAGUAUGGUUGAUGACAAGAAAGUCCAAGCCCACAUGUAUGAAUAUACCACUAGAGUGGGUAUUUCUGAUGUCAGAGAUGGGGUUGUUAAAUUAACUACUAACAAAAUCGUCCCAGUUCAAAUGUUAUUCUGUCUUAAAGAAGCUAAUGCCAAAAAAAUUAAUUCUCAUCGUUGGUGUUUCCAAGCCAUUGGGCAAGUUUUAGAUCCAAAAAUUGUCAUAUUGUUGGAUGCCGGUACUCAACCUUCAGGAAAAUCAUUAUAUAAAUUAUGGAAAGAAUUUGAUCGUGAUCAUCAAGUUGCAGGUGCUUGUGGGGAAAUUACAGCGGGUUUAAAGAAAACUCAAAUGAUUACCAAUCCUUUGGUAUAUGGACAAAAUUUCGAAUAUAAAAUUUCAAAUAUUUUAGAUAAACCUACAGAAUCCGUAUUUGGAUUCAUUUCUGUCUUACCAGGUGCUUUCAGUGCCUAUAGAUUUGUGGCAUUACAAAAUGACGUAAACGGAAAAGGUCCAUUAGAAAAAUACUUCAAAGGGGAAUUCUUACAUGGUAGUGGAGAAUUAGAUCCAAAUGAUGACGAAUAUGAAAUGAAACGGUCUAUGUUAAAGGAAGAAGCAGGUAUUUUUACUUCCAAUAUGUAUCUUGCUGAAGAUCGUAUUUUAUGUUUCGAAUUGGUCGCCAAAAGAGGUUGUAAUUGGUUAUUACGUUAUUGUAAAUCAGCAUCUGCAGAAACUGAUGUUCCUGAAGGAAUGGCAGAAUUUAUCUUACAAAGAAGACGUUGGUUAAAUGGUUCAUUCUUCGCCGCUAUUUAUGCCUUAGCUAAAUUUCCUUAUGUUUGGAGAUCAUCCCAUUCAUUCUUAAGAAAGAUUUUCCUCCACAUUGAAUUCAUGUAUCAAUUAGUCAGUCUUAUCGUUUCUUGGUUUUCCAUUGGGUCCUAUUUCUUGGUUUUCAGAAUCUUAACUACCUCAUUAGCCGAUCCCGCCUUAAAUUUCGCUCCUGGUAAUAUCCUUUCCGUUGUUUUCCUUUGGCUUUAUCUCGCAUCAAUCGUAACCACAUUCGUAUUGAGUUUUGGUAACAAACCAAAAGGGACUGAGAAAUUCUAUAUCGUGAUUGUCAUUUUCUUCGCCAUCCUAAUGGGAUAUAUGAUCUUUGCAGCUUUAUUCAUGGCAAUUCAUGCAAUUAAAGAACUUUAUCGAACUCAAACACAACUCACGUUGACAUUAUUCCUCCAAAAUGCCGAAUUUAGAAAUUUGGUUGUGGCUACUGCUUCUACCUAUGCAUUAUAUUUCCUUGCUUCAUUCCUUUAUUUCGAACCUUGGCAUAUGUUUACUUCCUUUGCUCAAUAUAUCUUAUUAUCCCCUUCCUAUGUCAAUGUUCUUAACAUUUAUGCCUUCUGUAACAUCGAUGAUGUUUCUUGGGGUACUAAAGGUGAUACUGGAGGUCCAUCAUUAGGUGAAGCCAAAUUGAGAGAAGAUGGUACCUUCGAUGUUAGUGUUCCUGUAAGAAAAGAAGAAAUUAAUCAAAGUUAUCUUAAUCAAUUAGAAAAGAUUAGAGAUGCUGCUCCUCCACCUGAAAAGCACAUUGAAAAGAGUAAUGAAGAUUAUUAUGCCUUUAUUAGAUCCAUGACGGUUUUAUUAUGGAUGGUUUCUAAUUUCGUGAUUAUUGCUGUCGUGUUGGAAACUGGUGGAUUUAAUCAAUUUGAAAGUGUUGAAACUUUGGCUGCUGUCAAGAGUGCAAGAGCUAAAGUGUUUUUGACUGUUAUUUUGUGGACGGUGGUGUUUAUGGCUGCUUUUAGAUUUAUUGGUUGUGUAACUUAUUUGAUCUUUAGAUUGGGUAGUCGUAUGAAGAGAAGUGAACAUGCUACGAAGAUAUAA